UCGUUGAGGAUGUCUUCUUCUGCAGCACCUUCAGAUUCUGUCAUCGAUGUUAAUGAACAUACUCCUCUUCUCGACCCAGGACAGCAAGGCCAGCAGAAGCCCACUCCCUUGCCAAAGCUUCAGAUCUCAAUUUUAUUGCUGGCACUGCUGAUCGAGCCAAUUGCGUCUCAAUCUAUCUAUCCCUACAUCAAUCAGGUUGGUAUCAGUGAGUUGGACAUCACUGGCGGCGAUGAGCGGAAAGUCGGAUAUUAUGCGGGGCUUAUCGAGUCUCUCUUUUUUGCCACUCAAGCGCUGACCAUCUUCCAAUGGAGCCGUACGUCAGAUCGUAUUGGACGUAAACCUGUUAUCUUGACAGGACUCUUCGGAAUCUCCCUAUCGAUGCUUUGUUUUGGGUUAUCCAAGACAUUGCUGGGGCUGAUUCUCAGUCGUUGCAUUACUGGUGCUUUGAAUGGCAACAUUGGAGUCAUAAAGAGCAUGUUAGGUGAACUCACUGACUCCACCAACAUGGCGCAAGGCUUCGCCCUGAUGCCUAUUGCGUGGUCCUUGGGUGCUACCAUUGGUCCUAUGAUCGGUGGAACUCUAGAACACCCUCAACAUCAUUUUCCUAGUCUAUUCUCUGGCGCAUUCUGGUCGCAGUUCCCGUACUUUCUGCCUAGCGCCGUCGCUGCAACUUUUGCGGCCACAAGUUCCCUGAUGAUUCUUUUCUUCUUAAAAGAAACUCUUCCCAGACAACAGACGCGAGAGAAAUCUGUGUCUCCUCUUAAUUGCGAAGCCCCUGAUAUUAUCAAGAAUGCCGUCGAGGACUCACCCGUGUCUAUCCGUUCGCUCUUCGUGCCAUCCGUACUGAUCCCUAUCGCCAACUAUGGCUGCAUCUCCAUUCUAGAAAUUGUCAUCAAUGCACUUCAGCCCCUCUUUUAUUCCACGCCGAUCGAACUAGGUGGCCUCGGAUUUGAUCCCGUUACAAUUGGCUUUUGGAUGGGGGCUUUCGGCAUUGUCAACGGUGUCCUUCAGACAAUGAUUUUUGCCCCGCUGGUAAACAAAUUCGGUCCCAAGACCGUUUUUCAGGCUUGCGAAGCGUGUUUUAUUCCUAUCUUCGCUCUCUUCCCCAUCACCAACAUCGUUGCACGCCAAUAUGGAGUCAACUGGCUUGUCUGGGUUCUCCUUACAUGUUCGCUGAUCCUGGGUGUUUUCAUGGAUAUGUCGUUCGGUUGUAUAGGCUGUAACCUGAUGUUUAUUACCGCAGCAGCUCCAAACAAGCGAUCGUUGGGAGCCACCAAUGGUCUUGCGCAGAUGACAGGAUCUAUCGUUCGAGCCGUUGGCCCUGCCAUGUCCACCUCGAUGUUUGCAUAUUCUGUUCAGCAUAAUCUCAUGGGCGGGUAUGCCGUCCAUGCCGUCCUGGUGACUAUGAGUGUGUUUGCUGUGAUAUUUUCUUCCAAACUCCCGGAAAGCGCUGAAAAGAAGGCAUGAUAUUCGGCACCGUAUAGCGCUUGAUUCAUAUCACGCCAUGAUUUCAAGGUUUGCUUCGGUCUCCUGACCACAAAAUCGAGUAUUAGAUAACGAA
Molecule: messenger RNA, 1561 nt
Organism: Suillus paluster
Lineage: Eukaryota; Fungi; Basidiomycota; Agaricomycetes; Boletales; Suillaceae
Product: MFS transporter
Exons: 10
Coding region: 10-1467 (485 amino acids)
Biological process (GO): transmembrane transport
Molecular function (GO): transmembrane transporter activity
Source: RefSeq, a predicted model, not a curated record